GAUCUGAGGGUGCAGGUGGAGGUUUAUAGUGGUGUCAGUCCCUACCUACAGAAAUGUUGUCGCUGACUGCUAGUUUAGGUCAUGGCACAUCCAGUGUAUCAGAAGCCCUUUCCCCCUUCUGCUCCACCUGUGGUUGGAAAGGUGACCCACCACAGCAUAGAGCUGAGCUGGAGCAGGGAGUGGGGAGAACCCCGGACCGGCCCCCCCGAACACUGGAUCCGCUACCGUGUGGAGGAGCAGGACCCUAAAACACACACCUACAGCACCAUCUACAUAGGAUACAGCCGGCACUACAUUGUUGAAGGCCUGGCUUCCAGCACCUCUUAUAAGUUCCGUCUGCGAGUGACAUCACCAUCCGGCCAGAGCAGCCUCAGUACACCCGUGUGUGUCAGCACCGCACGUGAGCCAAUAAGUGGUAGGAAUCUUCAUCAGGCUGUGAACAUGAAUGAUGUGGAGGAGUUGAGCAAAAUUCUCCAGUCAGGGACGGUGGAUGUCAAUGUGUGUGAUAAACUCGGCUUCACUCCUCUCAUGGUUGCUGCUCAGAAGGGCUACGCAAGGUUGGUUCACAUGCUGGUGGAACAUGGAGCUGAUGUACGGAUGAAGAAUAGCAGUGGAAAGGACAGUCUGAUGCUGGCGUGCUUUGCGGGGUACGUGGACGUGGUGCGGUACCUGCGUGGCUUUGUGGGGGGGUGGGGGGGCCGAGAUGGGGGGGGCUGCAGCCCUCUGCACUGGGCAGCAGACGGAGGAAGCCUGCAGCUCGUCACAUACAUGAUACAGGAUGGGUGCCAGCUGGACGUGAGGGACAGCUCGUUGUGGACGCCCCUCAUGCGUGUGUGUGCGGUGAGUGGAAAUGCUGCUGUGGCGUCGCUUCUCAUCAAGGCUGGAGCCGAUGUGAACGUCAGAGACAAGGACGGCAAGACACCACUCAUGGUUGCUGUCCUGAACAAUCAUGAAGAGCUGGUGAAGCUGCUUCUGGAUGGUGGGGCAGAUUAUCAUGUCAAGAACGAGUUUGGAUCCGGAGCAGCAGAGAUGGCGAAAGCAUUUGGAAGAGAGAAUAUUCUAAGCCUGUUGGAAGGAAGGAGGAUAUUGUGAUCUGGAGCAUCUUUCAAACCAGCCCAGCAUCAUCAGCCCAGCAUUGCACCAACAUCACCCCAGCUUCAUCAGACUGGAGCAGUAUCUCACAGACACCUUGCACAAACACCAAAUCCAAAUUGCACAAACUCCAAAUUGUGUUUGUCUCCUAUAAUCUUUAUGUGAAACAGUUAUAUUAUCACAGAGCUGUCAUAUACAACCAUUUUUCAAAUAAACUCAUGAUAAAGGGUAUUUUUAAGAAGCUCUUGGGUCCAAAACAAUAAGAUUUUCUCAAGGCGCUUUACUGAGCCCACUGCCUGAACCCCUGACUAUAAAUGGGAAAGCAUUU
Clupea harengus (Atlantic herring) is the source of this 1420-nucleotide messenger RNA. RefSeq names its product fibronectin type 3 and ankyrin repeat domains 1 protein-like. Gene Ontology annotation, molecular function: protein binding. Gene Ontology annotation, cellular component: nucleus. Lineage: Eukaryota; Metazoa; Chordata; Actinopteri; Clupeiformes; Clupeidae. The record is from RefSeq and is a predicted model, not a curated record. Gene Ontology annotation, biological process: regulation of apoptotic process.